AUGCGGCUCUCAGCUGUCGUAACACCUCUACUUUUCUUACACUCUUCUACUUCGCUGGCGAAGAGCCUGUGGUCGACCAAGCCAGCAGUCUCGGAUGAUGUAUUGCGUACUUCAUAUCCCAUUGGCAACGGCAAAGUUGCAGCACUGUCAUUUGGGGAAGCUGGCCACGAGACGCUGAGCAUUAACCGUGAUACUCUCUGGUCUGGGGGUCCUUUCGAGAACAGCAGCUACGCCGGUGGCAACGCUGGCGAGCGAUAUCAAUUCCUUCCUGGUAUCCGAGAUUGGAUCUGGCAGAAUGGCACCGGCAAUGUGACCAAAUUGAUGGGAGACAACAACAACUACGGGGCUUAUGCUGUGCUUGGAAAUCUCACCGUUACCAUUGAUGGCGUACAGGAUGUAACAAACUACAAACGUGUACUUGAUCUCGGCACGGGUGUUCACACAACUACGUUCAGCACUCAUGGCUCAGCGUACACCAUCAAAUCUUAUUGCACGUACCCGGACGACGUAUGCGUGUACAAUGUAGGCUCCACCAGGUCAUUGCCAAGUAUCUCGGUCUCCAUGUCAAACACAUUGACGAAUGCAACACUUGUCAAGUCGACAUGUUCGCAGGAUCAAGUACAACUUCGUGGAACAACCAAAGCUGACAUUGGCAUGAUCUAUCAAGCAGCGACAAGGGUGGUUGGCAGCAAUAUUCGCACGCAUUGUAACAAUGGCUCUUUAAUUCUACCGGCGAGUAACCAGCAUCGGGCCACUUUCGUCAUCGCUGCAGCAACAGAUUUCGAUCAGUCUAAAGGGAACGCUGAGAAUGACUACUCUUUUCGUGGUGUUGAUCCUACACCAUAUGUCAACAACACUGUCGAACAGGCAUCAAGAAAGAGCGCUGAUCAACUCCUGAACACCCACAUCGCAGACUAUAGCGCUCUGGCCGACGCUUUCAGCCUCGACCUGCCCGAUACACAAGGAUCCUCCAAACUGGAAACCGCGGAUUUGGUCUCACGCUACGACGCCAAUGGUACCACAGGGGAUCCAUAUCUGGAAUCGUUGACAUUCGAUCUUGCCCGCCAUCUCUUCAUCACCUCCUCGCGAGAUGGUGCUCUUCCACCCAACCUGCAAGGCAAGUGGUCCAACGAGCUCACCAGUGCCUGGAGCGCGGACUAUCACGCCAACAUCAAUAUCCAAAUGAACCAUUGGCAUGCCGAUCAGACUGGACUGGGCGGCUUGCAAACUCCGCUUUGGGAAUAUCUCAUGGAGAAUUGGGCACCAAGGGGCGCCGAGACUGCUAAAUUGCUCUUCAAUGCUCCGGGUUGGGUUGUGCAUAAUGAGAUGAACAUCUUCGGCCACACAAGCAUGAAGACUGGUGAUGCAAUCUGGGCCGAUUAUCCCAUCGCCGCCGCCUGGAUGAUGCUCCAUGUAUGGGACCACUUCGACUACAGCCAGGACACCGACUUUCUUCGGUCAACCGGAUAUCCUCUGUUGAAGCAGAUCUCUCAAUUUUGGUUGAGCCAGCUGCAGGAAGAUCAGUACUUCAAGGAUGGCACACUCGUCGUCAACCCUUGCACGAGCGCAGAGCACGGUGCUACCACACUCGGAUGUACUCACUACCAACAACUCAUCUAUCAGCUUUUCGAAACGACACUCCAAUCUGCCACGGCUAUCGGGGACCGCGAUAGGCAAUUCUUGUCCGACGUCCAGAGCCAGCUCUCGCAGCUAGACAAGGGCCUCCACAUUGGGAAGUGGGGUCAGAUCCAGGAAUGGAAGAUUGACAUGGACGUUCAGAACGACACUCACCGCCAUCUUUCGAACCUCAUCGGCUGGCAUCCAGGCUUCUCCUUGUCUUCCUACCAGGACGGAUACAACAACGACACCAUUAGAAAAGCGAUUGAGACUACGCUGUACUCACGAGGUGUCGGUAUCAUAGACUCUAACGCAGGCUGGGAGAAAGUCUGGCGGGCAGCAUGCUGGGCACGAUUGAAGAACGUCGAGCGAGCUCACUAUGAAUUGCGAUUGACGAUUGGGGAGAACUGGGCUGGCAAUCUGCUGAGCAUGUACUCCGGCGCCAACCUACCCUUCCAGAUCGAUGCAAACUUCGGUUUUGCGGGCGCGGUGCUGAGUAUGCUCGUUGUCGACUUGCCUUUGUCGAACGAACAGUUGGGUAGAAAGGGACGAGAGGCUAGGACUGUGGUGUUGGGUCCUGCGAUCCCUGCCGCUUGGGGCAAUGGCAGUGUGAAAGGGCUGAGGCUGAGAGGUGGUGGUAGUGUAGACUUCUCUUGGGAUGGAGAUGGACUGGUGAUGAAAGCGAGGUUGAGCGGCAGUCAGCAAGCCGUCAGGGUUGUGAAUAAGCAGGGAAAAGUUCUUGCUCAGGCGGGAGGAAGGUCGGGUUGGCACUGGGGCCCGCACUUGUGA
This is a messenger RNA of Zasmidium cellare ATCC 36951, 2406 nucleotides long. Its product is annotated as glycoside hydrolase family 95 protein. NCBI's taxonomy places the organism in Eukaryota, Fungi, Ascomycota, Dothideomycetes, Mycosphaerellales, Mycosphaerellaceae. Gene Ontology annotation, biological process: carbohydrate metabolic process. Gene Ontology annotation, molecular function: alpha-L-fucosidase activity. The transcript has 2 exons. The record is from RefSeq and is a predicted model, not a curated record. The coding region runs from base 1 to 2406 and encodes 801 amino acids.